AUGUUUGCCUCGGCGCUUGGCCUACUCGUGCUCGCCGUGAGCUGGGCCCUCCCCAUGGCCGCCCUCGGAUCGCCCAUCGCCAACACAACCGGCCUUUCCUGGACGCCGGCCGCGGACCACCAGACGACCUGCGAGCGCCCCGCCACGUUCGCCGCCGACCCGUCCCUCGAGCCCGCCAACUGGCGCGAGUGCGCGGCGCUGUACUCGUCGUGGGCGACGGAGAAUGGCACCUUUCGCCUCCUUCCCGAGCGGCAGCAGGCGGAGAAGAAAUCCAACAGGGGCGGCGACGGUGAUGAUGGCGUCGGCAGUGAGUACGACGCGGACGGCUUCCUCGUGCUGCUGCGCGAGACGGACUGCGUCCUCGCGGUGCGGCCUAUGGAUCCCGCCAAGGCGCCCUUUACCGUCGGCGACAGGGACGUCAACAUGCUUCUCGAGGAGAGCCUGAAGAAUUACUCGCGUGGCACCGAGCUGGCCGUCUCCGGAGUCGUCAAGUGCGCUGACGCGGGCGGCGAGAAGGCGGGCUUGAUGUGGCAGCUGGCCAAGACGGCGAAAUGA
Molecule: messenger RNA, 555 nt
Organism: Purpureocillium lilacinum
Lineage: Eukaryota; Fungi; Ascomycota; Sordariomycetes; Hypocreales; Ophiocordycipitaceae
Source: RefSeq, a predicted model, not a curated record